Mytilinidion resinicola is the source of this 1916-nucleotide messenger RNA. RefSeq lists its product as uncharacterized. Gene Ontology annotation, biological process: ubiquitin-dependent endocytosis. Gene Ontology annotation, molecular function: ubiquitin protein ligase binding; protein-macromolecule adaptor activity. The record is from RefSeq and is a predicted model, not a curated record. Lineage: Eukaryota; Fungi; Ascomycota; Dothideomycetes; Mytilinidiales; Mytilinidiaceae. The coding region runs from base 236 to 1594 and encodes 452 amino acids. Gene Ontology annotation, cellular component: plasma membrane; cytosol; cytoplasm. The transcript has a single exon.
CCCAGACAUCCCCAGCUCCAUGGUGGCCUCAAACUCUUCUUUUUCUGCCGCCGCUGCGUCUGCCUCUGUUCCCUCUCCUCCAAGGCCUUCCCGAGCUCAUAUCUUUCAAGCAUCCUUAGCGAGUGAAUACUAGCCACACUGGGCCGAGCCACACCCUAGCUGCACCUGACGAACAAAAGAAAAUCUUCCCUGCGCCGCUCCCCGCAUUUUCCUGCCUGACGCAGCCAGCGCAGCCAUGCCCGGCCGUCUCCUUGCGUUUGUCGGCAGGGCCACGCAGUCGUCAUCGUCCUCCAAGCUCGACCAUAUCAACUCCUUCAGCCCCCCGCUGCUCCCCCCAUAUUCCGUUUCGCCUCCCCCAAGACAACGAUCGAUUGAACAGUCUAGCAUGGAGCAUCUCAAGCGCCACAGCCUCGGCGGCCGCCAUCACUCCGACAAGAAGAGCCCCCGGGUCGAGCCCCACAAGCCCGCCAGCCUCGCCAUGAUCAUCGAGUCACCGCCGCUCUUGUUCUACGCCUCCCCACAAAACUCCACGGGUGCAUUGCUGUCUGGCCGCUUAAAGCUAGACGUUGCCGAUCCCUCUAUUACCGUCGACACCUUCGAGAUGCAGCUGCUGGCCACUGUGACUAACAAGAAGCCCGUGGCUAAAGAAUGCCGCGAUUGUGCUAUCCAGACCUCCGAAAUCCACAAAUGGAUAAUCCUCACUGCGCCCAUUGCCCUCAACAAGGGCGAGCACCAGUAUCCAUUCAGCUCUCUCCUCCCCGGCCACCUCCCAGCGACCACCCAUGGCUCUCUGUCUACGCUCGACUACCACCUUUUUGCCACUGCGACAACCUCUACUGGCGAGAAAAUCACACUCGAUCACGUGAUCGAUAUCAAGCGCGCGAUUCUGCCUCCGGCGACGGAUAAGCACUCAGUGCGCAUUUUCCCGCCCACUAACCUUACCGCGACCGUAAAGCUUCCAGGCGUCAUCUAUCCCAUCGGUGACUUCAAUGUCGAGAUGCGCAUCCAAGGCAUCGUCACCAAGAAGCCCGACUCCCAGACCCAAUGGCGCCUCCGCAGGCUGCAAUGGAAGAUCGAAGAAAUUCAAAAAUCCGUCUCACCUGCCUGCGCCAAACACACCAGCCGUCUCGGCGGCGACAACAAGGGCAUCGCUCACGAGGACAUGCGCGUCAUUGCCCACGAAGACAUCAAAACCGGCUGGAAGACCGACUUCUCCGCCGGCAAUAUCGAAGUCGAGUUCAAAGCCGCCGUGGACCCGCGCCGAACGCCCAUCUGCAACGUUGAGAGCGAGAACGGCAUGAAUGUGCGACACAAUCUCGUCAUCGAGAUGGUCGUGUCGGAGGAGUGGGCGCCGCUCAAGAAGCUCAACCAGCCGACACCCACGGGCUCCGCGCGUGUCUUGCGCACCCAGUUCAACCUCCUCCUCACCGAGCGCGGCGGCAUGGGCAUCUCCUGGGACGAGGAGCAGCCGCCCAUGUACGAGGACGUGCCGGCUAGCCCGCCUGGCUACGCCGCCCCGGUUACCGUUGAGGAUUACAGCGGGGACUUGACGGAACUGGAUCAUGAGGUUGAACGGCUUAGCCUCGGGUCUUAAGUUUACGUUCUUUCCUUUGCUAACUCCUUUCCCAGUGUCCUUACUGGUUCACAUUGUUCGACGAGAUCCCUCCUGUCGAUUGGAUGUCAUGCGGAUGCACCGUUAGCGAACAGUGCGCAACUGCAUUUGACGAAAAUCACAUCUUUCCUUGGAAUAGCGUUCGGCGGAGGAUAUACCCCUGGUCUUUCUAUAGGAGUUUGUUUACACGGAGGCAUCUUGAGUUGAGCCCAGCGGAGCUCCUCAUCGGAUCAGGGACAUUCGAAAGUACUGUACAUGAAUGCAUAAUGCGAUUGCAUGCCACAAUCUAUACUUCAUUUUUCAU